This is a messenger RNA of Equus caballus (horse), 7948 nucleotides long. It is a transcript of the gene FCGBP, whose product is annotated as Fc gamma binding protein. Lineage: Eukaryota; Metazoa; Chordata; Mammalia; Perissodactyla; Equidae. The record is from RefSeq and is a predicted model, not a curated record. Gene Ontology annotation, molecular function: protein binding.
CCCGCAGCUCCGGGGACCUGCAGACAUGGGUUCCCUGUGGAGCUGGUGGACUCUCUGGGCCGGAGCAACCCUCCUGUGGGCCGGACUGUCGGUGGAGCAGCCGUCCUGCCAAGACGUGCAGUGUCCUCCCGGGCAGCAGUGCCAGGUGUCCGGCGGGCAGGCCAAGUGCGUGGCGGUCCCCGUGUCCACCUGCCGCGCCCAGGGUGACCCCCACUACACCACGUUCGACGGCCGUCGCUAUGACAUGAUGGGCACGUGCACGUACACGAUGGCGGAGCUGUGCAGCAGCGACCAGACCCUGCCUGCCUUCAGCGUGGAAGCCAAGAACGAGCACCGGGGCAGCCGCCGCGUGUCUUACGUGGGCUUCGUCACCGUGCGCGCCUACAGCCACUCGGUGUCGAUAGCCCGCGGGGAGGUUGGCUUCGUCCGGAUCGACAACCAGCGCUCGCGCCUGCCCGCUUCCCUGGCCAAUGGCCGCUUCCGAGUGUACCAGAGCGGGAGACAGGCCGUGGCGGAGCUGGACUUUGGGCUGGUGGUCACCUACAACUGGGACUCCCAGCUGGUCCUGAGCCUGCCCGAGCGCUUCCAGGACCAGGUGUGCGGACUGUGUGGCAACUAUAACGGCGACCCGGCUGAUGACUUCCUCACGCCUGACUGGGAGCAGGCUCCUGAUGCUGUGGAGUUUGCCGGUAGCUGGAGGCUGGACGAUGGGGACUACCUGUGUGAUGACGGCUGCCAGGACGACUGUCCUUCCUGCACCGCAGGCCAGGCCCAGCACUAUGAGGGCGACGGCCUCUGCGGCAUGCUCACCCUGUCCAAUGGCCCCUUUGCCGCCUGCCACGAUGCCCUGGCCCCCCGGGCCUUCCUGGAGGAGUGUGUCUAUGACCUGUGUGUGUUCAACGGGGACCGGGCCAGCCUGUGCCGCAGCCUCAGCGCCUACGCCCAGGCCUGUCUGGAGCUUGGCGUCUCUGUCGGGAACUGGAGGUCGCCAGCCAACUGCCCCCUGUCCUGCCCGGCCAACAGCCGCUACGAGUCCUGCGGGCCCGCCUGCCCGGCCACCUGCAACCCCGAGGCGGCGCCGGCCGACUGCUCCGGGCGCCCGUGCGUCGAGGGCUGCGUGUGCCUCCCGGGCUUCGUGGCCAGCGGCGACGCCUGCGUGGCCUCCUCGUCGUGCGGCUGCGUCCACGAGGGCCGCCCGCUCGCGCCCGGCCAGGCGGUGUGGGCCGACGAGAAGUGCCAGCGGCGCUGCACCUGCGACGGCGCCACCCAGCAGGUGCGCUGCAGCGACACGCAGGGCUGCCCGGCGGGCGAGCGCUGCCGCGUCCAGAACGGCCUCCUGGGUUGCUACGCCGACCGCUUCGGGAGCUGCCAGGGGUCCGGGGACCCGCACUACGUGAGCUUCGACGGCCGGCGCUUCGACUUCAUGGGCACCUGCACGUACCUGCUGGCCGGCUCGUGUGGCCAGGCCCAGGCGCUGGCCGCCUUUCGCGUACUGGUGGAGAACGAGCAUCGCGGCAGCCAGACCGUGAGCUACGCGCGCGCGGUCAUCGUGGAGGCGCGCGGCGUGAAGGUGGCCGUCCGCCGGGAGCACCCUGGGCAAGUGCUGGUGGACGACAUCCUUCGGCACCUGCCCUUCCAGGCCGCAGAUGGACAGGUGCAGGUGUUCCGCCAGGGCCAAAAGGCCGUCGUGAGCACAGACUUUGGCCUGACUGUCACCUACAACUGGGAUGCCCAUGUGACUGUCAAGGUGCCUCAGAGCUAUGCUGGGGCCCUGUGUGGGCUCUGCGGGAACUUCAAUGGGGACUCAAGUGAUGACCUGGCUCUGAGGGGCGGGGGCCAAGCGGCCAAUGCUCUGGCCUUUGGGAAAAGCUGGCAGGAGGAGACGAGGCCGGGCUGUGGAGCGACCGAGCCGGGUGACUGUCCCAAGCUGGACUCCCUGCUGGCUGAGCAGCUUCAGAGCAAGAAGGAUUGUGGGAUCGUUGCCGACCCCAAGGGGCCCUUCCGGGAGUGCCACAAAGUGCUGGACCCGCAGGGUGUCGUGCGCGACUGCGUCUACGACCGCUGCCUGCUGCCAGGCCAGACUGAGCCACUGUGUGAUGCAUUGGCCACCUACGCUGCUGCAUGCCAGGCCGCCGGGGUCACCGUGCACGCCUGGAGGAGUGAGGAAUUUUGUCCCCUGGACUGCCCACGCCACAGCCACUACGAGGCGUGUGCCUCCGGCUGCCCACUGUCCUGUGGAGACCUCCCGGUGCCCGGGGGCUGCGGCUCCGACUGCCACGAGGGAUGCGUGUGUGAUGAGGGCUUCGCGCUCAGUGGUGAGUCCUGUGUGGCCCUGCCCUCCUGCGGCUGCGUCUACGCGGGCGCCUACCACCCGCCAGGCCAGAGCUUCCACCCAGGACCGGACUGCAAUUCCCUUUGCCACUGCCAGGAGGGUGGCCUGGUGUCCUGUGAGCCCUCCACCUGUGGCCCGCACGAGGCCUGCCAGCCAUCCGGUGGCAUCCUGGGCUGCGUGGCUGUGGGCUCUGCCACCUGCCAGGCAUCCGGAGACCCCCAUUACACCACCUUCGACGGCAAACGCUUCGACUUCAUGGGCACCUGUGUGUAUGCGCUGGCUCGGACCUGCGGGACCCGGCCUGGCCUGCACCAGUUUGCCGUCCUGCAGGAGAAUGUGGCCUGGGGCAACGGGAAAGUCAGUGUGACCAAGGCCAUCACUGUCCAGGUGGCUAACUUCACCCUGCGGCUGGAGCAGAAUCAGUGGAAGGUCAAGGUGAACGGUGUGGACAUGAAGCUGCCCAUGGUGCUGGACCAGGGCCGGGUCCGCGCCUCCAAGCACGGCUCUGACGUCAUAAUCGAGACUGACUUUGGCCUGCGUGUGGCCUACGACCUUGUGUACAAUGUGCGGGUCACCGUCCCCGGCAACUACCAUAGGCAGCUGUGCGGCCUGUGCGGGGACUACAACGGCGACCCCAAGGAUGACUUCCAGAAGCCCGACGGCUCGCAGGCGAGUGACCCCAAAGAUUUCGGCAACUCCUGGGAGGAGAAGGUGCCCGACUCUCCCUGUGUGCCACCGCCCCCCUGUGAGGAGGACUGUGACCCAGGCACGUGUAAACCCGAGCUGCAGGACAAGUACAAGCAGGAGAAGUUCUGUGGGCUCCUCGCCAGCCCCACUGGGCCGCUGGCUGCCUGCCACAAGCUCCUGGAUCCCCAGGGUCCCUUGGAAGAUUGUGUCUUUGAUCUCUGCCUGGGUGGCGGGGACGAGAGCAUCCUAUGCAACAACAUUCACGCCUAUGUGAGCGCUUGCCAGGCGGCUGGAGGCCACGUCAAGCCCUGGAGGACCGAAUCUUUCUGUCCGCUGCCGUGCCCUCCCAACAGCCACUAUGAGGUCUGUGCAGACACCUGCUCCGUGGGCUGCGCGGCCCUCAGUGCCCCCUCACAGUGUCCGGAUAGCUGUGCUGAAGGCUGCCAGUGUGACCCUGGCUUCCUCAACAAUGGCCAGACCUGCGUGCCCAUCCAGGAAUGCGGCUGCUACCACAACGGUGCCUACUACGAGCCAGGGCAGACGGUGCUCAUCGACAGCUGCCGGCAGCAGUGUACGUGCCACGCUGGAGGAAGCAUGGUGUGCCAGGCCCACAGCUGCAAGCCGGGGCAGGUGUGCGAGCCAUUGAAAGGCGUCUUGAGCUGCGUCACCAAAGACCCAUGCCAAGAUGUGAACUGUCGGCCACAGGAGACAUGCCAGGAGAAGGAUGGCCAGGCCAUUUGCGUGCCCAAAUAUGAGGUCACGUGCUGGCUGUGGGGUGACCCACACUACCACUCCUUCGAUGGCCGGAACUUUGACUUCCAGGGCACCUGCAACUACGUACUGGUGACCACCGACUGCCCUGGGGUCAGCGCCCAGGGCCUGCCACCCUUCACCGUCACCACCAAGAAUGAGAACCGGGGCAACCCCGCUGUAUCCUACGUGAGGCUAGUCACUGUGGCUGCCCUCGGCACCAACAUCUCCAUCCACAAAGGCGAGAUCGGCAAAGUCCGGGUGAACGGUGUGCUAACAGCGUUGCCUGUCUCCGUGGCUGGUGGGCGCCUCUCGGUGACCCAGGGCGCAUCAAAAGCGGUGCUGACAACUGACUUUGGGCUGACGGUCACCUAUGACUGGGAUUGGCGAGUGGAGGUGACGCUGCCCAGUAGCUAUGACAGCGCAGUGUGUGGGCUCUGCGGGAACAUGGACCGCAACCCCAGCAAUGACCAAGCCUUCCCCAACGGCACGCUGGCUCCCUCGAUACCCGUCUGGGGCGGCAGCUGGAGAGUCCCAGACUGGGACCCACUCUGCUGGCACGAAUGUCAGGGGUCCUGCCCGACAUGUCCCGAGGACCAGCUGGACCUAUACGAGGGCCCUGGCUUCUGUGGCCCCCUGGCCCCUGGCUCAGGAGGCCCCUUCGCCGCCUGCCAUGCCCACGUGACCCCGGAGACCUUCUUCAAGGGCUGCGUUCUGGAUGUCUGCCUGGGCGGUGGGGUCUAUGACAUCCUGUGCCAGGCUCUGGCUGCCUAUGCUGCCGCCUGCCAGGCCGCUGGAAUUGUCAUCAAGGACUGGAGGGAGCAGACCGACUGCAUGAUGCCCUGCCCUGAGAACAGCCACUACGAGCUCUGUGGCCCACCCUGCCCGGCCAGCUGCCCGUCCCCCACGCCCCCCACCACCACAGCCCUGUGUGAGGGCCCCUGCACCGAGGGCUGCCAGUGUGACUCGGGCUUCGUGUUCAGUGCCGACCGCUGCGUUCCCCUGGAUGGCGGCUGCGGCUGCUGGGCCAACGGCGCCUACCACGAGGCAGGCAGCGAGUUCUGGGCGGAUGCCACUUGCUCCCAGUGGUGCCACUGCGGGCCUGGCGGUGGCUCGCUGGUCUGCAAGCCUGCCAGCUGUGGGCUAGGUGAACAGUGUGCCCUGCUGCCCUCGGGCCAGUAUGGCUGCCAGCCUGUCAGCACAGCUGAAUGUCAGGCCUGGGGCGACCCCCAUUACACCACCCUGGACGGGCACCGAUUCGACUUCCAGGGCAGCUGCGAGUACCUGCUGAGUGCACCCUGCCACGCACCCCCCGCGGGAGCUGAGAACUUCACGGUCACUGUAACCAAUGAGCACCGGGGCAGCCAGGCUGUCAGCUACACCCGAAGCGUCACCCUGCACAUCUACGGCCACAGGCUGACCCUCAGCGCCCAGUGGCCCCGGAAGCUGCAGGUGGACGGCGAGUUCGUGGCGCUGCCCUUCCAGCCGGACUCGCGCCUGAGCGCGUACGUGAGCGGCGCGGACGUGGUGGUGACCGCGGCCGCCGGGCUCUCGCUGGCUUUCGACGGGGACAGCAACGUGCGCCUGCGCGUGUCUUCGGCCUACGCGGGCGCCCUCUGCGGCCUGUGCGGGAACUACAACCGGGACCCCGCCGACGACCUGACGGCGGUGGGCGGGGACCCGAGCGGCUGGCAGGUGGGCGGCGCCGCGGGCUGCGGGGAGUGCGUGCCCGGGCCGUGCCCGGAGCCCUGCAAGCCCGAGGAGCAGAAGCCCUUCGGCGGUCCCGACGCCUGCGGCGUGAUCUCGGCCACUGACGGCCCGCUGGCGCCCUGCCACUCCCUCGUGCCGCCCGCGGAGUACUUCCAGGCCUGCUUGCUGGACGCCUGCCAGGCUCAGGGCCAUCCCGGGGCCCUCUGCCCCGCGGUGGCCGCCUACGUGGCCCUCUGCCAGGCCGCUGGGGCCCAGCUCGGCGAGUGGAGGCGGCCGGACUUCUGUCACGUCCAGUGCCCUGCCCACAGCCACUACGAGCUCUGCGGGAACUCCUGCCCUGUGAGCUGCCCCAGCCUCUCGGUGCCUGAGGACUGUGAGCCGACCUGCCGUGAGGGCUGCGUCUGCAAUGCCGGCUUCGUGCUCAGCGGUGACAGCUGCGUGCCUGUGGGCCAGUGUGGCUGCCUGUACAACGGCCGCUACUACCCGCUGGGCGAGGCCUUCUACCCAGGCCCUGAGUGCGAGCGGCGCUGUGAGUGCGGACAGGGCGGCCUCGUCAGCUGCCAGGAGGGCGCGGCCUGCAGGCCCUACGAGGAGUGCCGGAUAGAGGACGGUGUCCAGGCCUGUCACCCUACAGGCUGUGGCCGCUGCCUGGCCAAUGGGGGCAUCCACUACGUCACCCUCGAUGGACGUGUCUAUGACCUGCAUGGCUCCUGCUCCUACGUCUUGGCCCAAGUCUGCCACCCGCAGCCUGGAGACGAGGACUUUGCCAUCAUGCUUGAGAAGAAUGAGGCCGGAGAUCCCCAACGCCUGCUGGUUAUCGUGGCUGACCAGGUUGUGGGCCUGACUCAGGGGCCGCAGGUCACUGUGGACGGCGAGGCCGUGACCCUGCCUGUGGCUGUGGGCGCCGUGCGGGUGACCGCCGAGGGCCGGAACAUGGUUCUGCAGACGACCAAGGGGCUGCGACUUCUCUUUGAUGGCGAUGCCCACAUCCUCAUAUCCGUCCCCAGCCCCUUCCGCGGCCGGCUCUGCGGCCUCUGUGGGAACUUCAAUGGCAACUGGAGCGACGACUUUGUCCUGCCCAGUGGCACCGUGGCCCCCAGCGUGGAGGCCUUCGGAGCCGCAUGGCGGGCACCCAGCUCCCUCCAGGGCUGCGGCGAGGGCUGCGGGCCGCAGGGCUGCCCCGUGUGCCUGGCCCAGGAGACGGCAGCCUACGAGAGCACCGAGGCCUGCGGGCGCCUCCGGGACCCCGAGGGCCCCUUCGCGGGCUGCCAUGCCGAGCUGAGCCCCUCCGAGUACUUCCGCCAGUGCGUGUACGACCUGUGCGCCCACAAGGGUGACAGGUCCUUCCUGUGCAGCAGCAUGGCAGCCUACACUGCGGCCUGCCAGGCGGCCGGCGGUGCCGUGACGUCCUGGAGGACAGACAGCUUCUGCCCGCUCGAGUGCCCCGCACACAGCCACUACUCCGUCUGCACGCGCUCCUGCCGGGGCUCCUGCGCCGCCCUCUCUGGCCUCACGGGCUGCACCAGCCGCUGCUUUGAGGGCUGUGAGUGCGACGACCGCUUCCUGCUGUCCGACGGUGUCUGCAUCCCCAUCCAGGACUGCGGCUGCACCCAUGCUGGCCGAUACCUGCCGGUGAACUCCUCCCUGCUGAGCUCAGACUGCAGCGAGCGCUGUUCCUGUUCCGCCAGCGCCGGCCUGACGUGUCAGGCGGCCGGCUGCCUGCUAGGCCGCGUGUGUGAUGUUCAGAGUGGCGUCCGAGACUGCUGGGUCCGCCAGGGUCUCUGUUCCCUCUCCGUGGGUGCCAACCUCACCACCUUCGACGGGGCCCGCAGUGCCAUCGGCUCCUCCGGCGUUUAUGAGGUCUCCUCCCGCUGCCCGGGACUACGGGCGACCGUCCCCUGGUACCGUGUGCUCGCUGGCGUCUGGCCCUGCCAUGGCAAAGAUAAAGCUGUAGGCCAGGCCCACAUCUUCUUCCAGGACGGGCUGGUGACUGUGACCCCAAACAACGGCGUGUGGGUGAAUGGCCUCCGAGUGGAUCUCCCAGCCCAGGUGUUAACAUCUGUGUCCGUGAGUCAGAAUCCCGAUGGCUCCGUGCUAGUCCAGCAGAAGGCAGGAGUCCGCGUGUGGCUUACCACUGACGGGCAGCUGGCUGUGAUGGUCAGCGAUGAGCAUGCUGGGAAGCUGUGUGGCGCCUGCGGAAACUUUGAUGGGGACCAGACCAAUGAUGGGCGUGGCUCUCAGGGGAAGACAGGAGUGGAGAGCUGGAGAGCGCCAGACUUCUACCCAUGUCACGACUGAUCAGUCAUCCAGUCAUCCAGGAAUGAGGACUUCAGGACCUGAUUCCCCUGGAGGCUGCAGUAACUGAAGGAUGCACUGUGUCACUGUGCCCCUACCCUGCUCUACCCCUUUGCUCAGCCACUGAGACCAACUGUGAGACCAUUGAAUAAAUAUCUUAAGCUAAGCAACAUG